AUGCUGUCCAAGAAUGCUGUGUAUGAGAGCCAUGCUUCCAAGCAUGACUUCGCUGGUAGAAGGCUCCGGGAGAAUGUGGCUGAUUUAUUUCUAUCAGGAUCUGUGAGUGCGAAGCGAGCCAGGUCCCUGUAUGCUGACAGUCAACAGCACGACCCCAGAGAAUCCGCCGAGCUUGCCCAAGUUGCUGACAGCAGCCAUGCUCACAGAGAUCUUCUUCGAAAGCUGAAAAAGGACAAGAAAUGGCCAGGUGUUUUUUGCACCAAAGUACCCUUGUGGAAUCGCAAAACAUGUGCAGCUGAGACGGGGCCCAUCGAGAUCAUGCUGCCCCACGAGCUCGUCAGUUGUAUUGCUCUGUGGAAUAACCAUGAUGACAGCUUUUGGAAGCUAGACAGCUUGAGAGCAGCUUGUUCGCAGCACUUGGAUAAUGUUUCCAAAGAGCUGGGAUUUCGGGAUGAGAGACUUCUCCCGAUUGGUUUAUGGCUUGACGGUGUUCCAGUAAAGUAUGACAGGUCGGAAUCCCUCGAGGUCGUCACGAUGAAUUUUCCUCAUGUCGGGGGUGAUCUUGCUUCAAUGCGAUUUCCCCUAACAGCACUCUACAAGGGACACUGUGCAAAAACUUCUACUCUCGAUGCCAUUAUGCACGUGUUGGCCUGGUCGCUCACCUGCCUUGCUGAAGGUGUUUUCCCCAAGUAUGGGCCACAUGGAGAAGAGUUAAAAGGCAAACGUGCUAAACUUGCUGGCAGGAGCUUGCAUGCAAAGGGCAUAUUGGUGGAGGUCCGGGGCGAUUGGGCUGCAUUCAAAAGUGUUUUUCGCCUACCAGCUUGGUCUCAGACAGAUGCCUGCUGCUACCGAUGCCAAGCCAACAAGACAAAUCUCAGCUUCAUGGACGCUAGCAGCACAGCUCCAUGGCGACAGCUUCCACUUACACACUGGGAGCUGGUUGGUAGGAUUUUUGCAGCACACGGAUCAUGUUCCCCCUUGUUUGCAUGUCCGGGCUUCAAGACCGAUGUUUUUGCAAUAGAUUGGUUGCAUUGUGUCGACCAGGGGGUCGCGGCGGACUAUUUGGGCUCUUUGAUGCACACAAUCCUCAAGGAAAUCCCCGGAAGCCCAACAGAGAAACUGGCUUGCUUGUUCAAACAUGUGCAGGAUUUUUACAGACGGAGCAAUGCUGAGUCCAGACUGGACAAUCUCACAGCCGGAAUGAUCAAAAAGCAAAAUGCUGCAAGCCCAAAGCUACGAUGCAAAGCUGGCGAGGCUAGGUGCCUCAUCCCGUGGAUCUCUGAAGCUUGUGAGCACUUCCUCACUGGGGACACUGCUGAGCAUCGGGCAGCAACGGAUGCAGGGAAGUAUCUGCAAGAGUGCUAUUCCCAUUUGAGUCCUGCUCGUUUUGAUAGGAAUAAGCUAGCUGCAGCCUGCCGAAAGUUUUUGCUUUUGUAUGCUAGCUUGGCUACCCUGUACAGCAAUCAGUCGGUCUGGCGCUUCAAACCCAAGCACCACCUUUUCCUUCACCUCUGCGAGGAAAGCUUGGACUCCCCAAGCUUGCAUUGGAAUUAUCGCGACGAGGACUUCGGGGGAAGCCUGGCCCAUAUAGGGGAGAGAAGGGGAGGGGCUAACACAGCCAAUGUUUUGUCUCACAUUGCGUUGCAAAUGUUCUAUGCCAAGCACCAGAUCCCAAUUUUCGGCCCUCUGUAA
This is a messenger RNA of Symbiodinium natans, 1692 nucleotides long. The record is from the annotation of a GenBank genome assembly. Lineage: Eukaryota; Dinophyceae; Suessiales; Symbiodiniaceae.